AUGGUGGUUCUGACGAGAAAAAUCGCUGUGAUGGGGUAUCCGUGUGUUGGAAAAUCGUCGAUCACUUUGCGUUUUGUGAAGGGAACUUUCCCCGAUGCGUAUGAUACGACCGUUGAAGACAUGUAUAAUAAGAACUACAAAUAUCAAAAUCGGGACUAUAUUCUUCGUAUCACGGACACUGCCGGACAACAGGAGUACUCAUUGUUUCCUCGCUCAUGUUCUUUUGAUAUUGAUGGAUUCAUUCUUGUCUAUGCAAUUGAUGAUCGACGAUCCUUUGAAGUGAUGCAAACGAUUUACGAUAAAAUUCGAGACAAUGUCGGUGAUAUGAGAAUCCCUUUGGUGUUGGUGGGAAACAAGAGCGACUUGCAGUACAACAGUCGGAGCGUAACAAAAGAAGAAGGACAGUCACUCGCCGCUCAAUGGCAAGCACACUUUCUCGAGACUUCCGCCAAGGAUAACAACGCAAUUCAGCAGAUUUUCGAGAAAGUCUUGUUCGAGAUUGAGGUUUCGAAGGGGAAUAUCGUAAGGCCCCGUGCAAACGAUGGAGGCAAAUGUGUGAUCGCU
This is a messenger RNA of Mesorhabditis belari, 564 nucleotides long. The record is from the annotation of a GenBank genome assembly. NCBI's taxonomy places the organism in Eukaryota, Metazoa, Nematoda, Chromadorea, Rhabditida, Rhabditidae.